Coccinella septempunctata (seven-spotted ladybird) is the source of this 1402-nucleotide messenger RNA. RefSeq names its product sideroflexin-1-3. The transcript is spliced from 8 exons. The record is from RefSeq and is a predicted model, not a curated record. Gene Ontology annotation, molecular function: monoatomic ion transmembrane transporter activity. The coding region runs from base 291 to 1292 and encodes 333 amino acids. Gene Ontology annotation, biological process: monoatomic ion transport; serine import into mitochondrion. Gene Ontology annotation, cellular component: mitochondrial inner membrane. NCBI's taxonomy places the organism in Eukaryota, Metazoa, Arthropoda, Insecta, Coleoptera, Coccinellidae.
AUACCCCUGUUAUCUGUGUGUUCUCUCCACAAGCAAUACUCAAAUCCUACACUGAUGGUUUCACAUUCGAAAGUUAAAAGUUCAACUUCCAGUAUUUGAUAAGAGAUAAAAUUUUCUCCCACCUAUCGAAAACUGUCAAAGGGACAGUGACGCGAAAGAGAAAUUUUCAAAAUGCUGUGAAUACCACCGGAUUACCUACAGUGGAAUCGUUCAAUCAAAUUUUAGUGAAUCAUUGUUAUCAGAAGGUGAAACAGCUCAAUUUACAAUCAAUAUACGAGUCUCAAUGAGCUAUGACAAGAGUUACCAAUUUGUUCGUUAGGACAGUAGCACAUCCCACAAUCGACAUAGACAAAUCGGAAUAUGACCUGGACACCUUCUUGGGCCGGUGUAAGCACUUCUUCGUGAUCACCAAUCCACUCAAUCUGUUCGUGAGCGAUGCCGAAUUGGAGAAGGCGAAAGAACUAGUCAUAGCUUGUAGAGAAAACAAACCACUGCCGGACGAUGUGGCGGAAGGUGAACUGAGAAGGGCCAAAAUCCUUUAUGAUUCGGCUUUCCAUCCCGAAACAGGCCAAAAGAUGAACCUCAUAGGUAGGAUGUCUGCCCAGGUGCCUUGCAACAUGAUCAUCACUGGGGGUAUGAUGACUUUCUACAAAUCCAACCUGGAGGUCUUCCUUUGGCAGUGGAUCAAUCAGUCCUUCAACGCCCUGGUGAAUUUCACCAAUAGGAGCGGCGAUGCGACCUUCACCAAUGAACAGAUAGCACAAUCUUACGUUCUGGCCACCAGCGGUGCUGUGGUAACGGCUGUCGGUCUCAACAAAGCCCUUAAGAAAGCGCCACCGGUGGUUAAAAGGAUGGUACCCUUCUUCGCUGUCUUUGCCGCAAACUGCAUCAAUAUUCCGCUGAUGCGAGCUCAAGAAUUGAAAUGCGGCACGGCCAUCUAUGACUCCGACAAUAAUAAGGUGGGGUACUCGAAGGCAGCUGCCCAGAAGGGUAUCUCGCAGGUUAUCAUCAGUAGGGUGUUUAUGGCGAUACCAGGAAUGUUGCUUUCUCCCAUAAUAAUGGAUUGGAUGGAACAAAGAGGCACUUUGUGUAGAUACCCUUGGCUUGCUUUGCCCACCCAGACAGGACUGUUAGGAUUGUGCUUAAUUUUUGCUACCCCAGCUGGAUGCGCCUUGUUCAAUCAAUGCCAGAGAAUAAGUUUCGACGAACUGGACAGCACAGCUCAGGACGACCUUAGACGUAGGUUCCAAAAUAAGCCACCUCAAGAAGUCUUUUUCAAUAAGGGACUAUAGAUACAGAGCUUCCAAACAAAUUCUUGAAUAUAGCAAUAUCGACAAUAAUGAAGUGUUGUGAUUGGUUAACGUUUUGUUUAUGAAAAAAUUCAAUAAAUGAUUGAUCUAUA